AGUCUUGUCGGUAAGAAAAAGCCUUCUUCCUCUUUGAAACCCCUAGGCGACCUCUAUCACUAUAUAUACUAAUAAUUAUUACAAAACCCUUGCCUGAUUUUCCCUCCCUUUCCCGACAUAAAAUUAGGGUUUUUCUUUUUCUUUUCUCCAAAACUAGGCUUUGCUUCAAAAUGGUGGCGGACCAGGGGAAGAAGGCGAAGCUCACUGAGAGAGCUCCGGGGGACGAGACUGAUCACAUUGAUACUGAGCUUGUCCUUAACAUUGAGAAGUUGCAGGAGUUUCAAGAUGACCUUGACAAGGUUAAUGAAGAAGAGGGUGACAAACUGAUGGAACUUGAACAAAAGUUUAAUGAGAUACGCAGGCCCGUCUAUUUGAAACGGAAUGAGAUAAUAAAAACCAUUCCCGACUUCUGGCUGACUUCUUUCAUGAGCCAUCCUGUGCUUUGUGAUAUUUUGACUGCAGAAGACCAGAAGAUCUUCAAGUAUUUAAAUUCUCUUGAUGUGGAGGACUUUAAAGAUGAUAAGACGUUAGGAUACUCUAUCACGUUUAAUUUUAAUGAGAAUCCUUAUUUUCAAGAUACAAAGCUGACUAAAACCUUUGCAUUCGUUGAUGAUGAGACAACUAAGGUUACUGGUACUACCAUCAAAUGGAAGGAGGGCAUGGGUUUUGCCAAUGGAGUUCAUGAUGAGAAAAAAGGAAACAAACGACCACAUGCUGAGCAGAGCUUCUUCAGUUGGUUUAAUGAAAGUGAACAGGACGAUAUGGUUGGAUUUCAUGAAGAGAUGGUAGAGAUAAUUAAGGACGACUUAUGGCCCAAUCCUCUCAAGUAUUUCAAUAAUGAGGCCGAUGAAGAGGAUUCUGAAGGUGAUGAAGAUAAUGAAAUGGAGAAUGGUGAGAAUGAUGAUGGAGAAGACGAUAACGAGGGGGAUAGCUAAAUUCUUUCGGACUGACUUCAGUUUUGUUACUCUUUCAUGGAUUGGAGCAGUAGAAAUAUGAAACUUUCUAGAUACAUGGGAAUUAGCUUAUCGCCUGGCAGACUUCUUGCAUAUAAAUUAGUCUCAGUUGAUCUUUUAGACUUUUUGGUUUGCACCUUUCUUCUGUGUUAGUUUACCUACCAAAUAGAAUGAGUUUUAGCUCCAAUCAAUUGAGAAUGAAUUAAUUUUGCAUUGCGCACUUCACA
Prunus dulcis (almond) is the source of this 1180-nucleotide messenger RNA. Its product is annotated as NAP1-related protein 2-like. Gene Ontology annotation, cellular component: nucleus; chromatin. Gene Ontology annotation, biological process: nucleosome assembly. The transcript is spliced from 10 exons. Gene Ontology annotation, molecular function: chromatin binding; histone binding. The coding region runs from base 171 to 935 and encodes 254 amino acids. NCBI's taxonomy places the organism in Eukaryota, Viridiplantae, Streptophyta, Magnoliopsida, Rosales, Rosaceae. The record is from RefSeq and is a predicted model, not a curated record.